This is a messenger RNA of Rhinichthys klamathensis goyatoka, 591 nucleotides long. RefSeq names its product lin-28 homolog Aa (gene lin28aa). Gene Ontology annotation, molecular function: zinc ion binding; nucleic acid binding. The transcript has 3 exons. The coding region runs from base 1 to 591 and encodes 196 amino acids. The record is from RefSeq and is a predicted model, not a curated record. NCBI's taxonomy places the organism in Eukaryota, Metazoa, Chordata, Actinopteri, Cypriniformes, Leuciscidae.
AUGGUAAAUGUAAAUGGUUUUGCAGGAGGGUGUACGAAAACCAAGGAGGAGGAGGGGCAGGCCGCCGAGGAAGACCCUCAGUCCUACCAUGGUGUGGGUGUAUGCAAGUGGUUCAAUGUUCGGAUGGGUUUUGGAUUCCUAUCUAUGACCAGACGAGACGGUGUGCCUUUAGAAACUCCAGUUGACGUGUUUGUCCAUCAGAGUAAACUGCACAUGGAGGGUUUCCGCAGUCUGAAGGAGGGCGAGGCAGUCGAGUUCACGUUCAAGAAGUCCUCCAAGGGUCUCGAGUCUCUGCGGGUGACGGGUCCCGGAGGAGCUCACUGUGUGGGCAGUGAGAGGAGACCCAAAGGCAAGAGCGUCCCGAAACGCAGAGCCAAAGGAGACAGGUGUUACAACUGUGGCGGUCUGGACCAUCAUGCCAAAGAGUGCAAGUUGCCUCCGCAACCCAAAAGAUGCCAUUUCUGCCAAAGUGUCGCGCACAUGGUCGCCAACUGUCCCGCCAAAGCCCAGCAGUCGCCGCAGGGCUCUCAGGGGACAUCUGCAGGUCCCAUCGUGGAGGAGGAGGAGCACAGUCAUUCACCCACCAACUGA